Messenger RNA from Anisakis simplex (herring worm), 1773 nucleotides. NCBI's taxonomy places the organism in Eukaryota, Metazoa, Nematoda, Chromadorea, Rhabditida, Anisakidae. The record is from the annotation of a GenBank genome assembly.
AUGGCAUCUGCCCCUUCACAAAUCAUUCUUCUUCAACUGUUCCUGUAUGCCUUUCUCUCUACAGCAGCAUUCUUUCUAAGAGAUCCAAGUUCAUCUACUGAUGAUCAUCACCUCAAAAGUUCCACUCGCUUAAAAGCAUUAACAUUUGGCCAGACACUUCAAGAACGACAAACUGUUAAUCAGUACUUGGAAAAAAUUAAAGAAUAUGAAGUAAAACAGCAUCCUGAAGAAGUUGAGGCCGGAAAAUUCGAUACGAAACUGUCGAGAGCGUUGAACGAUUUUAUGCGACGCCAAAAAGAUGACUCAACUAAGAGUAUUAAUCCGGAAGAAAAUGGCAGACAUUUCGAAGGAGAUAUCGUAUUGGAUGCUGAACAAGCAAAGGAUAUCUAUGAACGAACCGUCCAACAGAGACGAAGGACGAAACGAAAAUUUGUGAGUUCUGAGCUAAGAAGAUGGGAUCCUCAUAAACCAAUCGUUUACAGCUUCGACGGAUCCCAUACAUUACGCGAACAACGCAUAAUAGAAUUGGCAUUACAGCACUGGCAUAAUAUAACAUGUUUAAAUUUUGAAAGAAGAAAUGAUGAACCGGAAGGUAACAGAAUUAUAUUCACUGACGUCGAUGGAUGUGCUUCUAAUGUCGGACGGCAUCCUCUCGGUGAACCGCAAUAUGUUUCUUUGUCACCUGAAUGCAUACGGUUAGGUGUUAUCGCACAUGAAGUGGCACACGCACUUGGCUUCUGGCAUGAACAAUCAAGACCCGAUCGCGAUAAUUAUGUGACUGUACGUUGGGAAAACAUUGAUCGAGACAGUAAAGGACAAUUUCUAAAGGAAUUACCGGCUGAUGUAGAUAAUGGUAGUGUGCCAUAUGAUUAUGGCAGCAUAAUGCAUUAUAGAAGCAAAGCAUUCGGCCGUUAUGAUGAUUUAUUCACACUGAACACGAAUAUUGCCGACUACCAAAAAACGAUCGGUCAAAGAGAUCAAUUAUCGUUCAACGAUAUCCGUCUUAUGAAUGUUAUUUAUUGCACCAAUGUAUGCCCUAAAGAACUACCAUGUCUCCGUGGUGGUUACACAGAUCCGAGAAGAUGUGAUAGAUGUCGUUGUCCGGAUGGAUUCACUGGACGGUUAUGCGAAGAAGUAAUGCCUGGUUAUGGUGCUGAAUGUGGUGGACGUUUACAGUUGGGUUUAGGAUGGACCCGUAUCACUAGUCCUGGCUAUCCGACUGAAUUCCGUGAGGGUCAAGAGUGUAGUUGGUUGUUAACUGCUUUGCCAGGUCAACGAGUUCAACUGAGAUUUUAUGGUGAAUUUGAGAUGUACUGCAAAGUGCAGCAUUCACUUUGUAUGGAUUAUAUCGAGAUUCGUAACUCAACUGAUUUCGCGAAUACGGGAAUGCGAUAUUGCUGCUAUGGCGCACCAAAAACUACGAUAGAGUCGGCUACAGAAGAUAUGUUGGUGUUGUUUCGUUCGUUUUAUCGAAGUGGUAAAGGAUUUCAAGCACAAGUGAGGUCAAUCCCUCUGAACGGUGCGUUAUUGAGUGAACCGCAAUGGUCUGAAUGGUCGCAGUGGUCUGCAUGUAGUGCAUCUUGCGGUGCAUGUGGCACACGGACCCGUCAACGGUUGUGUCCUCUGGGGCAUAACGAUUGUUUCGGUGAAUCGACGCAAAAUGAGNUCUGUAACGAUGCACCGUGCAGGGGAUAUUGUACGAAGAAAAAGUUCGUUGAAACGAAAUGCGGAGGACUGCUUGAUUUAAUAACUGGCUUGAGAUGCAGGCAGUGA